Anopheles coluzzii is the source of this 1259-nucleotide messenger RNA. Its product is annotated as RNA-binding protein 42. The transcript is spliced from 5 exons. Gene Ontology annotation, molecular function: mRNA binding. Bases 141 to 1103 code for a protein of 320 amino acids. The record is from RefSeq and is a predicted model, not a curated record. NCBI's taxonomy places the organism in Eukaryota, Metazoa, Arthropoda, Insecta, Diptera, Culicidae.
AGCAUUUUUAUGUUGUUUACAAUAACGCUCGCAGCCGCUAGUUCUUGUGCUCGUGCUGUGCUUGUGCUUAACAAACGCUUUAUUUUCAUGGUGAAUUGGCCAAGGCAGUAUUUGUGAAACUUUUAAUAAAAUUUCUCACCAUGGGAACCAAAAGAAAGAAUAUGGAAGAUGAAAUGUCCAGAUUUGAAGCAGAGAUAUCCAGUGCUACGGUGUCGUACAGUGCGCCGCCAACAGGUCCAGCUGCUGCUGGCAAUCCGUUCAUACCAUCACAGGUACGGACGGUCAUCGGAUCCCAAACGUACAGCCAAGUACAGCAGAAAUUGGCGCAAGUUCCGCCUAGGUUACCACCGCCGCCAAUGCCUCCCUUUAUGCCUACGUACAGUGCUCAACCGCAACCAUUGUUGCCACCCAAAUCUUACUCUACGGAACCGACGCCGGUGAUUGUUAGCAGUGCGCCGAAGUUGUACACUGCACGACCGACUGUUGGGAUUGCUUCGAAAUCAGAAUCAUCUUCUGGACCUUCAACUAGCUCAGCACCGGCUGUCCAGUCGUACGAUAUCGCAAAUAUUCAAUACGAAAUGACCACCAAGAUGAAGAAACCCAAAACGGAAAAGUCCGGUCCAAAUCCAAUAGCUGAGGAAGCUAUCAAAGCAGCCCGCGCUUCAUCAGCGCUGCAGUCCUUCGGCAACAGUGAACGACGUGGGAAAAAGGAUAAAAAACAAUUGGUUCGAGUUGCCGGCGGCCAAACUUGGGAGGACAUGUCGCUAGCAGACUGGCCGGAGGAUGAUUUCCGUAUCUUCUGCGGCGAUCUCGGGAAUGACGUGAACGACGAAUUGUUGACGCGCACCUUUAACAAGUAUCCAUCAUUUCAACGUGCCAAAGUGAUACGCGAUAAACGUACGAGCAAGAGCAAAGGCUACGGAUUUGUUAGCUUCAAGGAUCCGCAGGAUUUCAUACGAGCUAUGAAGGAAAUGGACGGACGCUACGUGGGUAGUAGACCAAUCAAGCUACGCAAAAGCACGUGGAAAAAUCGCAGCAUCGAUGUGGUACGUAAGAAGGAGAAGGAAAAACAAGCGCUGCUCAGCCUCUUCAAUCAGAGUUAGUACGACGUGGAAGCAUCGCCAAGGAGGAGCCAUGUGCAUGUCAAUUUCGGCACACCACAUUCUGUUAAGCUGAUCUUUCUUCAUUUGGAACCGUGGAAAUAUAGUUUGCAAUUGUAAAAAAGUGUUUAUGAGAAAUAUUAAAAGACAGACACCAUA